GUGUUAGCGUGUUUGUGUGUUAGCCCCUUCUUGCCAAACUGUUUCAAAUUCCUUGAACUGCGCCAGUGACGCAGCUACUUCCCGGUUGGGUCCGCCCCGCGCUCUCGGUCGAAAGGGGCAAAUCUCCGUCGUCGGAUUUUCAUGAAAAAGUCUCAUUUUAAAUGAAUUACAUUUAUGCCGACUUAUGGGGCUGAAGUAAGAGCUAUUCCCCGGCGGGACGGUGGCUGUCCAGUUUGCAGGUGGCCUCAGAUGGACUGAAUUAAACCUGUAAGAUAAUGGAGGGAGCCGGGCACAGACGAAGAUGGGAUAAUAAAGCCCCUGCUGGCACAGUACUGCUCCUCAUGUGUGUGUUCAUCCACUCGUUGGCAUCGAUGGUGUGUCCACCUGGGGACUACGCUACAGAAAAGGGAAUUUGUUGCAACAAAUGUUCUCCAGGUUUUAAGCUUGUAGAAGAGUGUCAUGCUGCAGGUCAGAGGAGCAAUUGCACGCCUUGCCCUCUUGGACAGUACACAGAUCAGAUGAACUAUGUCUUCACCUGCAUGAGUUGCAAAAGAUGCUUAGCAUCAAGGAAUGAAGUUCAGGUGUCAGCAUGUCAAAGUAACCAAAACACUAUUUGUCAGUGUAAAUAUGGUUAUUACAAAUCUAACAUCGACUCAGUAAGCUCACAGUGUCUUAAGUGUUUACCGUGUGGACCUAACGAAAUGGUAAAACAGGCAUGUACUACAGAGAGAAACACUGUCUGUACAUGUAAGGAAAACUACUACAGAGUCGGUCGCAAGUGUGAACUGUGCAAAAAUUGUACAGCGGAGUGCACACGUUACUGCUCAACACCUUCUUCUGUGACCACACAAGAGCCUCCUAAACCGCCUCCCUCUGGAAAUGCAGUCUAUAUUGCCAUAACUGUUGGAGCAUUUGUAUUGGCAGUGCUGGUGUUUAUCACCCAUAUUGUCACAAAAUGGUUUAUCAAGAAGAAAUUGUUAAAAUCAUCCUCCCAGCCAUCUGAUGUCCCUCUGCAAUACAAGCCGGUCCUGAUUGUCAAUGAGGACCCUUUGGACAACAGCAGUGUCAAAGCCCUUCCCCAGAGCCCUGUGGGUGAACAGGAGCCACCUAAUCUGCCUGACUGUGUCCCCCUGGAAAUCAAGGUCCCUGACCUGAUCUACACUGUGCUGGAUCUAGUUCCUGUACUGCAAGUGAAGCAACUUGUGCGUACUCUCGGUGUGAGGGAUAUAGAGAUCGAACAAGCAGAGAUGGAUCACAGGUCCUGCCGGGAGGCUCAUUACCAGAUGCUGCGGGUGUGGACUGAGAGAGUGUUGCGUGCAGGCGAAGUUGGACAAGGGGAAAUGCUACACUGGCCAUUGAUGCAAGAGUUGUUGGACCAACUGCGAAAGAUGCACCUGGAAUGGGCAGCUGAUGAACUGGAGACAAAGUAUGGCAUUCAGUAAUUCUUCAACUGGUGCCAAGUGGAACAAAAAACGAAUGAAACCAAGUACUGCGGUUCUCCUUAGAGACUCACUCACAGAAAGCGUAAAAAAAAUCAAACUGCAGCUUUAUUUCACAGCAAACACCUGUCACUGAGCACUCUACCUCUCAUGCCAGUCCUCAGCUGAGAUGACAGGGUGAAGCCACAGAGACCAACAGAUCACAUGGUUCCGGGGGGGAAGAGUGUCAGAAAAAUCAGAUUUUGCACCAAUAAAUUCUAUGCAAAGAAGGUUCUCGGUUCGAGCUCCGGCCGCCCCGGUGCCUUCUUGUGUGGAGUUUGCAUGUCUUCCCUGUGCUUGUGUGUGUUCUCUCUGGGUACUCCGGCUUCCUCCCACAGUCCA
This is a messenger RNA of Monopterus albus (swamp eel), 1820 nucleotides long. RefSeq names its product tumor necrosis factor receptor superfamily, member 1a (gene tnfrsf1a). NCBI's taxonomy places the organism in Eukaryota, Metazoa, Chordata, Actinopteri, Synbranchiformes, Synbranchidae. Gene Ontology annotation, molecular function: tumor necrosis factor binding; tumor necrosis factor receptor activity. The transcript has 10 exons. Gene Ontology annotation, biological process: inflammatory response; signal transduction. Bases 276 to 1442 code for a protein of 388 amino acids. The record is from RefSeq and is a predicted model, not a curated record. Gene Ontology annotation, cellular component: membrane raft; signaling receptor complex.